UUGACAAAAUGUUGUCAUUUUGAAAGAAAUUUUACAUUAAAAUUAAAUGCAAAAUGUUUCUUCGUUGAUAUAAAAAUAAAUACUAAUAAUAAUGAAGUUGUUAAAAUUUCAUUUGAGGUACCACCCGCCGGGUAUCAUACUUGAGUAUUCUCAGAAGGGGAUCGUCAAGAACAAAGACAUUGAUCUGCUUGAACUAAAUUGCAACUCAGAUAUAAAAGAAAUCGCAAGGCAUCUUCACCAGAAAGAGGCGCUGAUAACGGAAGAAGUGCGCGAACAGCUAGAACAGUGCCUGGAAGUACUUAAGAAGAGAAUCGAACACGAAGGUCCUGCAGGGAAGCGUUUCUACAUCUAUAAAACUCUUCAAACUCACGUCCUACCGCUGACCAAUGUUGCUUUCGAUAAAAAUGGAAAAAGAUGCCUGUCCGGCAGUUACGACAGAACGUGCAAGGUGUGGGAUGUGGAGUCUGGGAAAGAAAUAAAAACAUUGACCGGACACCAGAACGUGGUGUAUUCGGUAGGAUUCAAUUUUCCACUCUGCAACCGCGUAAUAUCAGGCUCGUUCGAUAAGUCAGCAAAAAUAUGGGAUCCCAAUACUGGGGAGUGUCUGGCAACGCUCUGGGGUCACCAGGCCGAGGUAGUGGCCACUCAGUUCAGCGGUAAAGGUGACCUGGUGGGGACCGGAUCCAUGGAUCAUACUGCUAAACUCUUUGAUGCUAGGACCGGUGCAGAGAUCCAUAGCUACGUUGGACACACAGCAGAAGUAAUCGCAUUGCAGUUUGAUCCUAAUGAAGGACAGAGGCUGAUCACUGGCUCCUUCGACGGCACCAUAUCCAUGUGGGAUACCAGACUCAAAGAUCGAGUGACAGUGCUGUCGGGACACGAGGGUGAGAUAUCGAACGUCCAGUUCAACUGGGACAGCUCGCUGGUGGGUUCCUCUUCACUGGAUGGCAGCGCCAAACUGUGGGAUGCGAGGAGUAACGCCUGUCUCGCCACCGUGGCUGGUCACAGCGAUGAGGUGUUGGAUAUCUGUUUCGACUGGGCUGGACACCGCAUGGCCACCUCUUCAAGCGACUGCUCGGCGAGGAUAUACGACGUGCGCGCCGACUUCAAAGAGCUGGCUGUGAUGAAGGGGCACAGAGAAGAGGUCUCAAAGGUGUGCUUCAGCCCAGCCGGGGGUUGCCUGCUCACAGCAUCAUCAGACAGAAGUGCUAGAAUUUGGAAUACCACCACAGGGAACUGUAUUCAGGUGCUAUCUGGACACCAAGGCGAGAUCUUCUCAUGUGCGUACUCAUACGCGGGAGAUGCUAUAAUCACAGCCUCCAAGGACAACACCUGCAGGAUCUGGAGAUGAUUGGACUGGUGGCUCUAGGAGUCACUAACCAAAACAACAGUCCUUACUCAAUAACUUGUAUUAUGCUCAGAAGCGUACCGUGCCUUGGCUAUGGGGCUCCGUAUAAAAAUUUGUUUGGAGGCCCUUACGAAGGGUAAAGAUUUCUCACAA
Achroia grisella is the source of this 1501-nucleotide messenger RNA. RefSeq names its product dynein assembly factor with WDR repeat domains 1. The transcript is spliced from 9 exons. Gene Ontology annotation, molecular function: protein binding. Bases 92 to 1351 code for a protein of 419 amino acids. The record is from RefSeq and is a predicted model, not a curated record. NCBI's taxonomy places the organism in Eukaryota, Metazoa, Arthropoda, Insecta, Lepidoptera, Pyralidae.